GAACAAACUACCUAAGCAGUUUUGCUCAAUUAUUCAAUAUAAAUUAAUUUAAUUAUUUUCAAAUAUUCAACAGCAAAAAACCCGAAAAAUAUAUUUUUAUAAACAUAACAACGUAAUUUGUAAAAUAACUUUAAGAAAUGAAUACCAACGACCAAAAUCAAAACGGAUCAUUAUCCGCUGAAAUCUAUGCACCCUUUAUACCUAUGACACCCAAAUCAUCUGAUGGCGAUUUCAUUAGAGAGCAUCAUCCAUCAACUAAAAACAUAUCAACGAAAAACAUGAUGAAACAAGCCAUUAAAGCUCUAGCCCAGAAUUCUCGCAAAGGUUUUUCGCUGGCGAGUAUACGAAAAUAUAUUAUGGAUAAUUUUCUUCAUACCACAAGCGAUUUAAAACAUCGUAUGCCCUUUAUGAAAAAAAUCUUUAAAACUGCUCUCGAAACCGGUGAAGUAGUUAGUGUUAAAGGUAUUGGUUUAAAUGGUUCAUUUAGAGUUCCAGCUACAAGUCCUUUACAUAAGAAUGCAAAUAAAAAUAAAAGGAAUAAGGAAAGACAAAAGAGAAAGACCGCUAAGAAAGUUAAUAAGAGGUUUAAAGUCAAACAAGGACCAGCUGUUAAGCCUAAGAAAGUAAAAAAGGCUAAACGAACAUUUUCAGCGAAAAUUUAAGUUAUGUUGAAGUUUUCUUUUUGUUUAAUUGUAUUUUAUAAUAAAAUUUUAAUAAAAACAGCGUAUAUAGUGUUGAAUAAACAAUGAAACUAGUAAUAA
Molecule: messenger RNA, 761 nt
Organism: Lucilia cuprina (Australian sheep blowfly)
Lineage: Eukaryota; Metazoa; Arthropoda; Insecta; Diptera; Calliphoridae
Product: histone H1.1, embryonic-like
Exons: 2
Coding region: 138-662 (174 amino acids)
Biological process (GO): nucleosome assembly
Cellular component (GO): nucleosome
Molecular function (GO): DNA binding
Source: RefSeq, a predicted model, not a curated record